ACGUGCGCGACCCGAAGCACCCUGACUAGCCGCAUGGCUGCGGGCUGUGCGGAAUCGCCGCGGCCCAAGGCGGCUUCCGAGAAGCCCGUGGCGAGUCAGGCCGGGGUCUUGCCCUGCCUGGAGCUGCCGAGCUACGCCGCGGCGUGUGCGCUAGUGAGCAGCCGCUACUCCUGCCUGGUGGCCGCCCCGCACCGUAGGCACAUCGCCCUGUCGCCUCGCUACCUGAGCAGGAAGCGCACUGGCAUCCGCGAGCAGCUGGACGCCGAGCUCCUGCGCUACUCCGAGAGCCUUUUAGGUGUCCCUAUUGCAUAUGAUAACAUCAGAGUUGUGGGUGAGCUGGGAGAUAUUUAUGAUGAUCAAGGACACAUUCAUCUGAACAUUGAAGCAGAUUUUGUUAUUUUCUGCCCUGAACCAGGGCAAAAGUUAAUGGGUACGGUUAAUAAAGUAUCUUCUAGCCAUAUUGGCUGUAUAGUACAUGGGUGUUUUAAUGCCUCUAUCCCUAAACCUGAUCAAAUGUCAUAUGAGGAGUGGCAAACGUUGGAGAUAAAUGUAGGUGAUGAACUGGAAUUUGAUGUAUUUCGCUUAGAUUCAGAUUCUGCUGGAGUUUUCUGCAUUCGAGGAAAGCUAAACGCCACAAGUUUGCAACUUAAGAGUGCUGUAGUUUCUGAAGAUGUAGCAGAAACUGUCAGUGAAGAGGUUGUUGAAAAAAUUUCAAAGAAAAAAAAGAAGAAGAAAGACAGAGAAACUAAUGCGACAGUUGAUAGUGCCUCAGAGCCAGCAGAUGUCACUCCAAUGGACGAAACAGACCUGCUGCGUAGUGAUAGUGUGAAUGACUUAUUUGCGGAAGAGCCAAAGAAGAAGAAAAAGAAGAAAAGACACCAGAAAGAUCAGGACCCCAUUUUCCAAGCCAGUGACUCCAGUGGUUACCAAAGUGACCAUAAAAAGAAGAAAAAGAAAAGAAAACACAGUGAAGAGGCUAAUUUUGAAUCACCUACGCAGAUGCAGUAGAUGAGUAGAGGCUUGGAUGGUAGGAAAUGCCUAGAGAAUUGGGAAGCUCACAAAUAUACUUGAUUUGGAACUGGAGGAUUUUGUAAUGAAAUCAUACAACAGACUAUUAAUUUUGGAUAAUACUAGUAUUAUUAAAGUGUUAUUUUAGUAUAAUUCGGUAUAAAAUGUUAACAAAUGCUUUCACUCCUGACACAGAUGUUA
Messenger RNA from Acomys russatus (golden spiny mouse), 1209 nucleotides. RefSeq names its product RNA polymerase I subunit F (gene Polr1f). Gene Ontology annotation, biological process: DNA-templated transcription initiation; DNA-templated transcription. Gene Ontology annotation, cellular component: RNA polymerase I complex. Bases 34 to 1008 code for a protein of 324 amino acids. The record is from RefSeq and is a predicted model, not a curated record. NCBI's taxonomy places the organism in Eukaryota, Metazoa, Chordata, Mammalia, Rodentia, Muridae. The transcript has 4 exons.